AUGGAGGAAUUCAAUGCUUGUAUCAAUGACUGCCACAUGGCCCCUGUCAGCACAUCGGGCCAUAAAUAUACGUGGUGCAAUAACUUUGAGAGUAGGCCCCGCACUUGGCAAACUCUUGACAGAUUCUUACAAUCCUCCGAUUUGUUGAUCUCGGGGAACUUGUCUGCCCAUGCUCUCCAUAGAUCUUUCUCUGAUCACUCUCCUAUCAUUCUUUCUUGGAAUAAUCAAUCUUAUUAUGGUCCUAGGCUUUGUAGAUUUCAGAGAAUGUGGACUCGUCAUGAAUCCUUCAAAGCUCAGGUCCUCCAUAUUUGGCAACGUCCUCGGUCUCACCCUCCCAUCAUUGAUAUUUGCAUGAAACUCAAGUCCCUCCGAUAUGCCCUUAAACAAUGGAAUUCCACCAUUUUUGGCAAUAUUUUCACUCAAAAGAAGGAUCUUGAAAACGAUAUUCUUCGUAUUGAAUCCUCCCUUCAGGCUCAAUGGGACCCCUCCUCUCAUUCUGAGCUGCAGUCUUUCAAAGCUAAAUGGCACGAAAUUGUUAUCCGGGAGGAAAUUUUCUGGAAACAAAAAAUGGGUAUUAGAUGGCUUAAGGAAGAGGUCCCGCUGCUAUUCAUCAGGCGGCAGGGUUCCUCUGCUAUUCAUCAGGCGGCUAUUAACCAUCUAUCCAGUCUCCUGUCCUCUGAGCCUCAUUGUGUGCGGGAAGAAUUGUUGAGCCUGAUUCCACCUUCGAUUCAGGAUGACACAAAUGCUUUCCUCAUUGCUCCUUUUUCCAUCGACGAAUUAGCUAGCGCUGCCUCCUUCAUUCCAGCUGAUAGUGCUGCUGGAAUUGAUGGUUUCUCCUCUUCUUUCUUCACUUCCCAAUGGAGAAUCGUCGGUAAUUCUAUCCUUGAAGCUGCGAAUGAUUUUCUUCUUCACAAAAAACUUCCGGGUGUAUACAAGGGCUUCUUUAGUAGUUCUAGGGGUCUCCGUCAAGGAGACCCUCUAUCCCCCAGUCUUUUCAUAUUAGCUGAGGAAGCCCUCUCCCGUGGUCUUGAGAACAUGAUAUCUUUUGACGCGAGGUUUUCCACUACCAAGGCCACUUGUCCCUCUCACCUUUUGUUUGCGGAUGACCUGAUCAUUUUUACCAAUGCAGCGCGUAAAUCCCUCAAUCUCAUUUUGAAGAUCAUUGAUAUUUAUUCUCAAAGUUCUGGUCAACAACUAAACCUAGCGAAAUGUCGAUACUACAUUAAGUCUAAAGCUCCCCGUGAGCGCAAUAGAGUUAUUGACAACACUCUUCAUUUCAUCCGUGGUCUUUUUCCAAUGACUUACCUUGGUGUUCCGAUUGGCCCAGGUCAACGUAAAGCUGCUCCUUUCCUCCCUCUUGUUGAUAGGAUUAAAGUCUGCCUCCAAGGGUGGCAAGGAAAACUCCUUAGCCAAGCAGGUAGACUCAUUUUGAUAAAACACGUCCUAUCGAGCAUGCCGAUCCAUCUUCUUUCUGCCAUCUCUAUCCCUAAAUCCGUCCUCUCUAAAAUUGAAAGUCUGUUUGCUAAUUUUUUCUGGGGAUCCUCGGAGUUUGCCACAAAAAACAUUGGAUUUCUUGGCAUAAACUUUGUCGUCCUAUGUCCAAAGGGGGGCUUGGAAUUCGUAAAUUAA
Molecule: messenger RNA, 1629 nt
Organism: Asparagus officinalis (garden asparagus)
Lineage: Eukaryota; Viridiplantae; Streptophyta; Magnoliopsida; Asparagales; Asparagaceae
Exons: 3
Coding region: 1-1629 (542 amino acids)
Source: RefSeq, a predicted model, not a curated record